GAGGAGACGGAGAUAUUCUGUCGAGAGUGUGACCGUCGAGCUCUUCACUGUUCGAGCUGCGCGUUGACGCAAGCACGGCGCUGCCCGACAAGUGGCACGCACUGCGAGCAUCGCUAUCGAUUGCCGACUGGAAGAUCUGACUGAUCGUCUGCGCCUUGCUCGUAAAGCUGUCAAGCCUGAUGGCCUGUCAGCUGUCACUGUCAACGCGCGCGUCAACGCAGGCAGGCCGACUCGCUCCUGGCUCUGAAGAUCUGGACGCUCCUCCUGGACGGCCGCAAUGUCAUUCGAAUUCACCUGUCAGAGAUGCAGACAGCCGUUGCGACUCAACGACUCCUUGGCUGAUCUUGCGCCCUCAUCAUACGACAUGCUCGCCUCUACCCUCGUAUCCAGAGAGCCAGCCCGAGUGAGCCCCCAAGCGGCAGUCUCUCGAGACAAGCUGGCAAGAUUGCCUUCUGCUGUUCAAGCAGCCUAUGGCGUCCACGUACUGCCCGGCAAAGGUACAUCCUAUCCAGAAGCACGCACCCCACGCCUCUCUAGCCCAGCUGCGACGACAGAUUCGUUUGUCGUACUAGCAGACUCAAACGUAGCUCCAGAAUCGCCUGCAGCGCAAGUUCACGCCCGACAGGUAGCCACACCUGCUGCUCUUGCCCGGCCUCGGCCAGAAAGGUCAGAGAGCUCCGCUCAAGAUGCUGCCAGUCAUCGCUUGCGCGCAUCCCAGAGGCUGUUCCACCUACUGUCGGCAAGCGGCGAUGCGGACCAUCCGCUAUGUAACGAGUGCGCAGAUGGUCUCGUCGAGAGCAUGAAAGUCAGACUCGCGGAAGCUGCGGCAGAGCGAGACCGAUAUGCAGCCUACGAGAAAGCACUGCAAUCCCAGGGCGCCGAAACAUCGCCAGAAGCCACCGCGUCGCUGGAGACACGGAUCAACCAGCUUGCACUCGAUGAGAUCAGGGAGAAGGAGCAUCUGUGCGAGCUGGAGCGAGACGUUGAAAUGCUAGAGUCACAAUUGAGCGCUCUAGACGCAGACGAAGCCCGGCUAGCGCGCGAGGAGGAGUCAUUCUGGCAGGAGCACAAUACAUACCUGCUCGGUCUGCAGCGACGAGAAGCCGAACUUCGCUCGUUACGGACCCAAUUCGAACACGAUGCCCAAGAGCUUGUCAAGCUUCAGGCGACCAACGUCUACAAUGAUGCCUUCUGCAUUGGGCACGACAGUGGCAUUGCAACUAUCAACGGGUUGAGGUUAGGACGGCUGCCAAAUGUGCCAAUCGAUUGGCCGGAGAUCAACGCGGCUUGGGGGCAUACUCUACUUCUGCUGCAUACCAUCGCACGCAAGCUCGACUUCACUUUUGAUACGUACCGCUUGGUCCCGAUGGGCUCUGUCUCGCGCAUAGAGAGAUUGAUGGGCGACAAGGCGAGCAUGGAGUUGUACGGCUCUGGUGAGCUCUUCGGGCGGGUCUUCCAGAACCGGAGAUUCGAUUUCGCCAUGGUCGCCUUUCUCGAUUGCCUGCGCCAAGUCAUCGAUCACUGCACGAGUGCCGAUCCCAGCUUCAAACUCCCGCACGCGAUUCAUAAAGACAAGGCCGGACAGGUGUCUAUCAAGCUGCAGUUCUCCUCCGAUGAGACCUGGACGAGAGCCCUGCGACAUGUCCUGCUCGAUCUGAAGAUUCUCAUCGCUCGAGUGUUUGCUUGAUGGCAUUUCAGUAUUUCUCAAAACGUUUCCCUGCGCGCUACGCGCCGCCCACACACGAUCCGUGUUUUCUCGGGAAAAUUAUUGCCGCGUUCGACUGUUGAUCGAGCCAGAUCGGCAUGCGAUCGGGGGCCUAGUCCGCUCUCGAAUCAGAACUCAGUAGAAGAGAAUCCAGUCCGCUCUCGACUUUCGGGAGGCUGCCGUGCCUGAGGCGUGGAGUUGCAUGGCUCAUUCAUCGCGCACGAGGCCGGCAGAUCACUUCGAGAUAGACAGCAAACAUCUCAGGCUUGUGG
Messenger RNA from Mixia osmundae IAM 14324, 1977 nucleotides. RefSeq lists its product as uncharacterized. The transcript is spliced from 8 exons. NCBI's taxonomy places the organism in Eukaryota, Fungi, Basidiomycota, Mixiomycetes, Mixiales, Mixiaceae. Bases 278 to 1687 code for a protein of 469 amino acids. Gene Ontology annotation, cellular component: phagophore assembly site; phosphatidylinositol 3-kinase complex, class III, type I; phosphatidylinositol 3-kinase complex, class III, type II. Gene Ontology annotation, biological process: late endosome to vacuole transport; autophagy; autophagosome assembly. The record is from RefSeq and is a predicted model, not a curated record.